Diaporthe amygdali is the source of this 1767-nucleotide messenger RNA. RefSeq lists its product as uncharacterized. Gene Ontology annotation, biological process: cellular response to glucose starvation; protein catabolic process in the vacuole. The transcript is spliced from 3 exons. The record is from RefSeq and is a predicted model, not a curated record. The coding region runs from base 1 to 1767 and encodes 588 amino acids. Lineage: Eukaryota; Fungi; Ascomycota; Sordariomycetes; Diaporthales; Diaporthaceae.
AUGGCGGUGGUAAUAACUUCUGAAGAGAGCAGCUACUUCGCACCCUCCGCGCUGCGUCGAUCUCAUUCCCAGUCAAGAUUCGGCUCAAGGCAAUCGAGCGGUCUCCACGGUUCUUCUUCUGCCUCGAGGAUACAUGAUCUCUACCCACAACCCGUCAAAAUCUUCGGCGACUCGACACUCUCUACUGCUCCGUCCUCGCCGCAAACAAUCCAUGCGUCGACCGCCGACCAUUCCUGCUCAUCCACUCCCGCGAGCAACCUGUCGCUCUCGACAGACAGCGAGGGGUGCGACAAUGGGCUGUUACACGAUUUAGGCGACGACAGCGAUAUCGUGUUUCCAGCCUACAAUGCAUAUUUAGGUCCACCAACACCCGAGGAACUGGAGCCUCCUCCCAGCCCGCGGACCGCCAAUUCUCCAGGGAACGACGCAUCCCUCACAACCUCAAAUCCCGAGACUCCUGAAUCUUAUUGUGAGACUGGAGGUGCUGUAGACGACACAGCUGUCGGGGCACAGCCCACUCGUCAUGUUGACUACCUGUCUCAUGACUGGAAGGAGGAAGACAUUUGGUCGUCCUGGAAGCACAUCAUUUCCAACAGGGAUGGCUUCGGUGGCAACUCUGCACGGCUGGAAAAUGCAUCUUGGAGAACCUGGAUCAAGGCAAAGAACAAUCUUAAGACCGUCUCUCCUGAGACACUCAACUGGUUGAAGGACUGUGAUGUUACUUGGCUGUACGGCCCUUUACUGACUGGGAAGACGAGUGAUCUAUCGGGCUCGCGAAACGACGAAGCAACGGUUGGAAUAUCGAAGUCGAAUUCUUUUAUACAAUCGCAGUCAAAGAAGAAACCGAUCUUGAAGAAACGAAGCAUGUCGGAGAUUAUGCUACAGAAGUCCUUGUCAUCAUCGUCCCUGAUCAAACAGGCCGCAGCAGCUGUUCAGGCCCAGCAAAAGGAAAUGCCUCGCGGCAUUAGAGUGUCACCAAGGCCCAGAUUCGAACGGGCUGCUACUGACUAUGUGACGUUUCCCUUCUCUUCACGGCGGCUGAGUCGGGAUCAAUUAAGUACUGGGCCAUCAACGUCGACCUCCGGGAUCAUCUCGCCCAACAGUGAGCGCAAGCACAUACAUUUCAACGAGAAAGUUGAACAAUGCAUUGCUGUGGACAUCAAGGGCGAUGACGAGGAGGAGGAUGAUGUUGACUCGGAUCGGUACAACUACAAUAGCGAUUCUGACGAUGGCAUCAUGAUGAAGAAGACGACGACCAGGAAACGGAGGCCAAUUUUGAGGAGGAAAGCGAGCAGCCACAGCAAGACUGAGAAGAAGAGCAUCAACAUGCUGCCACCAACCACCCUGAAAUACCGCGAGGACACACCUGAACCGCCAGAGACAGCUAUGAAGCACUCUUACAGGAGCCCAGUCAUGUCGCCAUCAUCGUCGCAAGAAACUCUCCGGCCGUCGAAGCCAUCCUCUAAGAUGUUUUUCGUUGAUGACGAAGACGAGGACGAGGACGAGGGGGAUGACUGUGCAGAGUUCAGCGACGGCUUGAGAUCGCCGCCUCCUGGCGGGCUCUCUUCCUCUGGAUUCCGCCGCACAACUUCUUCGAGCAGCUUGAAUGCGGCACCCUCCGGUAUGAGACGGACGGAAUCAGGUAUGUUCAUGCCCUAUGAAGAAGGUGAAACGGCAUCGGAAGGCAUCGUUGGCUUCGUCCUUGAUACGGUGAAUACGGCCCGAGACAUCGCCCAUGUUGUCUGGAAUGUAGGAUGGAGGAGAUGA